AUGAUAGAAAUACCCGAUCUAGAUGAGUUGUCUCUACAGAAUUAUUCCGGAUCCAACAACGCCAUUCCUGAAGAAAACCACAGUGAUGAUGAAAAUCAACAACAACAACAACAACAACAACAAUUCAUACUUGAACCACAGCAUUCUAUCCGCUCACUACUGAUAGAGGAAAAUGGUUACCUUCAACACCAACAAAACCAAUUGCAGCAGUAUAUGCAACAACAACAACAACAGAAUACACUUACCCCAGAGCCGCCUACCAUACUAGACUUCACCAAGGAUCAAUUGCCGCCAUCGGCAACUUCUUUUCAAAACUCGACAAUUGACUCGGACAUAUUAGGUGAAACCAUUGCAUUAUACAACAAUCUGGCGAAUAGCAGUAAUAUACAGAAGUCACAGCCCCAGCUACUUCAAGAAUCAUCAGACCAUUUGACAGAAAAAGAGCCAUCGACAUUAUCGGCAUCACCAGUACCAAUGUUGGACCACGAACCACAAAUGAUAGAUGCUCGAUUAGAAAGAAUAGAGCAUGAAGUAGACACCUUCAAGAAAAGGGAAAACAACCACCAACAUACGCAAAUGCAACCAUAUACACAAGAUACAGAAUCGGGGUUAUCUCUCGGUACUGAAGAUUCUCAAAAUAUCAGCUCACAAAAAGUAGAUUAUGUUCAAACAAAAAAUUCCUCUUUGGAAUUUGAUGCACCAAUAGGGCUAGCGUAUAUGCCUGAUAAUUUGGAAGAACACAAAACAUCAUUCAAAUUGCAGCAACCCCCAAUUGUUACAGAUUACCAUGACACAACAACGCCGGAUUUAGACAACGAAUCCAAUGAUCGACUUGGUCUGCUUGAGACCCCACUUAUGACGGGAUUUGAUUUCAACUUGGGGGCUAAUACUUCUCUGGCAAACCAAUUAUCAUCACCAAUGUCAACAUUCCCACUUCAUAAUCGUGUAGAGCCAUCACCUCAAUUACCCCCACCAAUGUCUUCUGCGUCACUACAAAAACUUACACUACAAAAUGGCGAAGAAUUUGGAUCAAUUAGACGUGACUUAGCAACCGAUUCUAAAACUUCUGCUGAAUACACAUUGCACAUCAUAUUCACUCAAUUUGUUCGUCACGCCGAACGUAAACUAAAUUUGUGUCUUGAUUAUCCGUUGAAUGAGGAACCGCCAAUUUUAGACUUGAUUGCAGAAGGUGUCGAUGCCGAAUUUGACAAAAUCAUAUCCGCCUUGGGGUACAUUGCUCGAAGAAAACCUAAACCAGUUAUUGAUAGUGUGAUGUUUUGGAGAAAAUCAAAGAGUGAAGUUGCCUCUAUGGCUGCAACAGAAGUUGAAAAAGCGGUAGGAGUAGCUCAAACAAAUUUGCUUAAAAUUUCCAAAACUUCAUCAUCAACAACAACGACAUCCCCAAUCAGCCCAUCAAACCCAGGGAUAGCCAAAAAUAGCAACUCGGCUUCCAGUGCUAAACGAAGUUUGAGUUUGAUGAGAAAAAAGAGCUUUUCAAGAAUAGCCCAUCGUCGAAACGUAUCUUCUUCAGCUGCAAUUCAAUCGUCACUGAAUGUACCUGAAUCGGAAAGUGUAUUUAUGAAACAAAAACAAUUCUAUGAUGACCAAAUUUCUCAAGCAAAAGAAACUGCUGUCCAUGCUGAUAGAAAAUCAUUGGCUUCAAUCUAUAUAUUGUGUCGUGUUUUGAUUGAAAUUGUAAAACAAACACCACUAUCAGUGAUGGGAAGUGAUCUCAGUAGUAAAUUAGAGGAAAUUGUCUACACUCAGUUAAAGACUACUGAUCCUAUCAGUACAAGUCAAUCGUUGGUACGUGCUGCCAAUUGGAACUUAUUUGCCGAACUAUUGGGAUAUAUGUCACGUGAACGAUUUGUCAGUGUCAAUGACAGGUUCAUUGCUGAUUUGGAGAAGGUGCCUCAACAAAUACGCCACGAGGAUGAGCCAAAACUCUAUUUGUUGAUAAAUGGAAUGAAGUAUCUCAAGCUUACAAUCUAUCCACUAGAGGAAUUUGAAGAAAGUGCCGAAUUCAUCCAGUCAUUGGCAAAAUUUUUCGAUAAAACAACAAAUGAAACAGUAUUAUAUGCGUAUUGUGAAGUUUUCAGCCACUUGUUUUUGCCGUUAGCUAAUAUCAUAACUGCAGAAGCUAAUUAUCCGUCGUGGGUAGAAGGUGUUGAAAAAGUCUACCACAAGGCAUUUAAGCUAUGGAGACAAUCUUUAGGUUCAACCAGCAGUCCAACUUCGUUGACCUUGCCAACUCUGAAUACAUCAUCAGGUGUAUCUUCAAAUAACGGCUGGUCUCACUCAUUGACUCUAAUGGCAUCUGCUUUGUCUGUGUCAAGAAAGGAGUUGUUUUCUGAAGUUUGGAUAAACGUAAUCAACGAGAAUAGCUUCAAAUUGAAACCCAAAGUUGAAGCUGAAGACAAAACUACCUAUAUUAUGAGUAUUACGAGAUUAAUUUGGGUUUAUCUCAACCGAUUACCAGAUACUUUAAAUAAUACAAUUAAGCGUCUAGAUGCAAUUUUUGAGUUGUUAUUUUUCCACAAUAACGCUACCAGUAAGAAACAUCAGUGGAUAUCAUCAGACUUAUUCCUAAUUGGAUCUUUAAUCGAACUAAUCAGAAUAGUGGGCUACAAUCAUUUGAACUAUGUGUUGGAGCAAGUAUUAAUUAGACUUUUGAAUAUGAGUUUCAAUGGAACAUCAUUGGAAAAUGCAUUCCCCGAAAAACUCAUAAUUGUUAUCAAAAGUUAUCUUGCAAUAUUGAAAGACUAUGAAAUUGGCGACAAACCCAGCUUUCCAGCAGAAUUUCCAAACGAACAAAAGAAAAAGGUUAAUGAAUUUUUAUUCAUUUCGAAGAACAGUACCAACCUGGCAGCUCACGAGGAAAUCUGUCGCACUUUAGUAUCGUUAUUAAGGAUUUUAGAUAAUCAAUAUGGAUCAGGAUUCAAUAAUGAAAAUAACUCUUUAUUUUCCUUGGGAUCAAGUAAAUCUCAAUCAUCAUUUGGGUUUCAUUUUAACUACGAUCCUACCCCUCAAACUACUAAGGAGGUUCACAUACAAUUAUUUGCUACUGUAAUCGAAGCUAUUCCAUGGGGAAUUGUAGGAGCAUCUGGUGAUAACAAUCAGAAUUUGAUUCCAUUUAAACAGGUUGUUGAUAUAUUGAUUAGAGGGGCAAUCCAUCCAGAUUCACGAAUUUCAGUGACUUCCAUCAAAUCAUUGAAAUAUUUAGCCUCUAAAAAAAACCCAACCUCCUUGAUGACUAUUUACGCCAAGCAUGCGUUCCAUUUUUCCGACAAAACUGGCCCAACUUAUGACACAGAAUAUUUAUAUUCGGAUCAAUUCACCAAAUUAUUAAAAUUGUAUACUGAAUUGUUGGACUGUUGGUUGCUUCUGUUCCAAGAUUUGCUUGAAAAGAAAAAGGCAGACCAGCCAAUAGGCGCCUUAGCCGGAAAUGAUAAACUGAACAACCGAGAUGCUUUAAAUAACUUGUACAAAAUCAAUCGGAAAAAUGCCGAUUUGUCAGAUUCUCAUACAACGAAAUUAAACCCUAGUGAUGAAUUUGAGUGGAAAACAAUAAUUACUGCCAUUGAAGAUAUAGAGGGAAAUGGAUUGUUUUUCCUUUGUUCCCAGAAUCCCAAAACGAGAUACUAUGGGAUUAAAGUUCUUAAGUUAGUUGAACAAUUUGAUCAAGCGGUUUAUAAUAUAACCGAUUCAUCAACUGAUUCUAGUUCAGGAACCAAACAACAUUCUAGAAGCUCUUCAAAAUUUGCUGCCGAUGUUGGGACAAGACUUGUUCAUAUUUUGGAGGAUCUUGAUUUUGUUGAAUUGAUCCAACCUUACCGUAAGGAAUUGAGCGUGCCAGAACGUACAAGAUUAACAAAACUCAAAAACAAAAAGAAUAUCUUGAUCAGAUUAGCAGAGUCUGAAUAUGGCAUAGAUUCUGCAAUUUGGCUACGUUUAUAUCCCAAAGUGCUAGAAAUAUUUUUUGAUAGAUGCCCCAUGCCGGUAGCAAUGUGUCGUAAUCUUGUCUGUGUUUGUUUGGUUCAAAUGCACGAGUUUGUGUUGGAGUUUUCUGAUAGCUAUAAAUCUUAUACAUCGUCAUUAUUUUCCAAAUCACCAACCAACGUGCCUCCUGAAGUACUAGUAAACCAAUGGAAAUUAUAUCUUAUAUUUGCUUGCUCCACUUUAACUGCUACAAACGAUCAAAAAAUAUCAUUUCCAAAUCAACCAACUCAUGGACGCAAAAAGUCUUUGCAAAUGUUUAUUCAGCACCAAAAAAUCACCAGUGCAAAGUCAGUAUUUAAAAUGGUAUUGCCCUUAUUGAGACUGUCGCAACCAAUGGUAAAAGAAUCUGUCAUAGUAGGGUUGAGCCAUAUAAAUAUUAACAUUUUGAAAAGUUUUUUGGAGAAUAUCCCAUUGGCGGUAGAAGAAUGGAACACCAAUAUCAAAACCCGCAAUCUUCAAGAUGAUACGUUCAGACUUGAAAUUGUUCAUAUUCUAGCUAAUUUAACUGAGAAAUUUGGCCUGCAUGAAUUGAUAUAUACUGAUGAUUCAAUUGUGGCCAACUUAGUAGCCAUUGUUAAAAAUGUGAAGAAUUUUUUGUCGGAGCCGGCGAUACAAACUAAUUUUGAGUGUCAGAAAUUGCGCCGCUAUUUUUGCGGAUUUUUAGAAAAUGUUUAUGCUGGACUUGAAGCAAAGUCGGAUUUGGAAAAAUGGCUACCAUUUGAAGCGAGAGUAGCCUGUUUCAAUUAUUUAAAGGAAUGGUGUGGCUAUGGUGAUAGCAGCGCUGUUACUGAGGAACGAUAUAAUGCUAUAAUUGGCCGAAUCAAAACAGAAAAGGCUGGGCCAUCUGCACUUGCAAUACUUGAAAUUGAACGGAAAAAACUACAACUAGCAUCGCUAAAAUGUAUGGCCAUUUUAUGUUCUGGUCAAAUCAAGAAGAAGAUAGAAAUACCAGGGAAUUUGGCUGUUGUUUCAUUUGACAUUCCAGGUUUAUUGAAUUGGAUACAGGCAUUAUUGGAAUCGGACGUUGAGAAAAUAAAGGAAAUAGGCCAUUGUGCUUUAAGGAAUGUUAUUGAGAAAAACUUUGAGUUUCAAGAUAUUAUUAGUGCUGUUGUUGAACGAUGCUAUAUCAGCCAAAAGUCUUUGGAAAGUUAUUUUUGUUUGUUUGUUGAGAUAUUUAUGGCGAAAAACAAAUUUGAAAUAGUUCAAGAUGAACUUAUCUGUUUAGCUUCUGUAUUCGCGGCAAAUGAAAGCUUUGAAGUGAGAAAAUCUGCAAUUGCCUUACUCAAGUAUUUUGAAAAAAAGACCCUAGGAACUGAAUCGUUAGAAAGGUACACCGAAGCAAUUUGCAGUAAGAGUCCAGUUGUUUACAAAAAAGUGCUAUUUGAUCUUUCAAACGAUAUUCAAAAUAUGAAACCAGAAAGCUUGUAUAAUAGGAUCAGUUACUUGACGCAAAAUAUGAAUUUGAUUUUUCCUGCUGCAAGAGAAGCUGUUUUGUCAUUAUUAGUACCCAUGGUUUCACAAGUUAUAUUAAACUACGAAAAUCCUUUACCUGAAAAAGAUAGUAAUACAGAUAUUCAUGAAAAAUUAUUUGACAACUCAUCAUUGAUGGUGUUGAGCAAUCUUUUUGAAAUCACGGUGAAUUACAGUUCUAGUAUGUCUAAUCAGAUAGAAGUAUUAUGGAUUUCUUUGAGCAAUAAUGUUCAAAAUAUUGACAAAAUUGUGGAAUUCUUGUUGCAAAGCAGUCUUGAACUGAAAAAUCCAUCAUUUGUUGAACAGUCACGACAGAUCAUCGAUUAUUUGGCAUUUGCGAGAUCUGAUCCAGCUUAUAUUAUUGAUAAACUAAUUAACAAUUUACAACCUAGAAUGAUGGUUCCACCUCAAUUAGGUAAUAAAUCACCAGUUCCGAUCAAUAAGGAUUAUCCCUAUGUAUGUGAUAUCAAAAAAGUUGUUCAAACAAAUGAAAAAGAUGUUAUAUUUUCAUUAGGUCAAUUAAGCAUGGUGUUUUUGGUUGAUAUAGUAACACUCAAGAAUGACUUAAUGAUUGAAAAACUUCCUUUAUUAUUACACGUGUCACUUUCUUUGAUGGAUCAUUAUUUGCCAAUAGUUCAGGAACAGGCAGGAACUUUUUUAGUCCAUUUGAUUCAUGCAUUAGUCCGUGAUGAUCCCAAGGCACAAGAGACGGUUCUGUCACUUAGAGAAAACGAUCAUAUUAAGCACUUAUGGGUAUAUGAUGAUUUAAACAACGACAAAAGGGGUGCAAGAACACCAAAAAAUAUGGAUUUGUUGAUAAGAAGUGCCAUUAAAAUGUUUGCUGCUGUUGCUCCGAAUAUACAAGAUGAUUGGAGUAGAGUGUCAUUACAUUGGGCUACCACUUGUGCUGUUAGACAUAUUGCUUGUAGGUCAUUUCAAGUGUUCAGAUCAUUAUUGUCGUUUUUAGAUCAGUCAAUGUUGAAGGAUAUGUUGCAUCGUUUAUCCAACACUAUAUCAGAUGAAACUGUUGAUAUUCAAGGGUUUGCAAUGCAAAUAUUGAUGACGUUGAAUGCUAUAACAGCUGAGCUUGACUCAGAGAAGUUAAUUGAUUUUCCUCAAUUAUUUUGGUCUAGCGUUGCUUGUUUAAGCACCAUUCAUGAACAAGAAUUUAUUGAAGUUUUGUCUACUUUAAACAAGUUUAUUUCUAAGAUCGAUUUGGAUGCAGAAGAUACCGUUGCUUGUUUGACGAAAACAUUCCCGCAAAAGUGGGAAGGUAAGUUUGAGGGUUUACAACAGGUGAUUUUGGUAGGUUUGCGCUCAUCAACGUCUUGGGAACCAACUUUGAAGUUCCUUGAUAAGUUGAUUGUUCAUAAGGACAGUUUGAUUAUUGGAAUGGGCGAUUCCAGAGUGUUGACUGCAUUAUUGGCCAACAUGCCACGAUUUUUACAUCAUUUAAGUGAAGAAAGUGUGACACCAGAAAUUGAAAACACUGCUAUGGCUCUAAGUCAGUUGGCAGAGGAUAGUGGUAAAUCAGCACUAGCAAAACUUUUGGUCUCAUUUGCUAAAAGACGAUUUAGAUCUAAGUCUGAUUUCCUUGAUCAGUCUAUUUCAUGUAUCAAGAAUGCAUUUUUCCCAGAGUAUCAGGCACAAACUUUGGUACUACUUUUAGGGUUGUUGUUCAAUAAAAUACCUUGGGUGAAAACAGAGACAUUGGGUCUUUUGCAGCUGAUUUUCCCAUUAGUUGAUCUUCAAAGAGAUGAGUUUAUUGGUGUUGGGGCUGACUUGAUAUCCCCAUUAUUAAGAUUGUUACUCACAGAUUAUGCUGAAUGGGCGUUGCAAGUGUUAGAUGAAGCUGAAAUUAUACCUGGAUCGCAAUCAGAUAAGGAUAUUUUAAGAAUGAGUUUGGGAAGCACUUCAAUGAAGAAAGAAUAUGAGAAUACUGCCACUUUAUUCGGGAUACCGGAUGAGAGUGGUUGGUCAAUUCCCAUGCCGGCAAUAACUGCAGCGACUACGAGAAAUAACGUGCAUGCUGUUUUUUCAACAUGUACAGUCAACAAUAUUGUUGAUGAAAAUGUGGAACAAGAAGAGGAUGGAAGUGAUAUCCAAUUUCACCUGGAAGAGUAUUAUGGACCAGCUAGUGAUCAAACUCAAUUUGUUGAUAGUGUAUCUGUUAAUGUCGAGGACCGAGAGGCACUGUUAAGUAAUGUUUGGGCCGCCUUAGACGAUUUUGACUCUUUUUUCACCAAAGAGUCUGAGCAAGCCGGUCAUAUACCAGCAGUAGCUAAUAGGGCCAUGAGAAGAAACCAAGCACAUCCACGUUACCAUGUCCAUAGUGCUUCAGUUGACACCAAAUAUAGUAAUUCAAGUGACACGUUGAUGCCUAUGGAAUCGGCACCAAAUGUUUAUGAUAAGAAGGCAUCGGUUAUUUUGAACAGGAGUUUGGCCAGAACAACAUCAAACACAUCUUUCAGAGCAAAUUUGGCUGACUCCAUUGGUGGUACACAAGUAGCCAGCAGUUCUACUCACUCCAACAAACGGUCAUAUAUACCCUUCAGAAGUAGCAGACAUAGUAACAAGACCAGAGCCGAAGUGUUUUCGACUCCGAAGAUGCCUUUAUCUUCAGGAUUUGAUGCCCACGAUCUUGAUCAAACACCAUCUUCAAUUCAGUCUACGGCAAUUUCUUCGCCAACAUUAAGUGUUGCGCACAAUGAUGGAGACCAUGAACUUGCUUCUAAUACAAAUGAAAAUGUUACCAGAUUUGAAGGUAUAUUAGGGACAAAGAAAAGAUCAAAAAAGGGCAUUAGACAAAACUCUCCCAACGAAUCAACUACAAAUAUAUCACCGGAAUUAUCAACGAAUAACAGCUUUAGAAACUCUCAUGUUUCUUCCAUAGCUUCUCCUAAAGGAACAGCGCCUGUUAUUAGUUCACCCAUACAAAUUGUCGGAGCAACUGUUGCUGCUGCUGCUGCUACUCCAAACUCUGGCAAAGAAAAGAAAAGAAUAUCUCAAAAAUUUCGUUAA
Molecule: messenger RNA, 8490 nt
Organism: Candida dubliniensis CD36
Lineage: Eukaryota; Fungi; Ascomycota; Pichiomycetes; Serinales; Debaryomycetaceae
Gene: CAS4
Product: Cas4p
Exons: 1
Coding region: 1-8490 (2829 amino acids)
Biological process (GO): cell morphogenesis
Cellular component (GO): site of polarized growth; cell cortex
Source: RefSeq, a predicted model, not a curated record